GGAGCGCGGGGGCCGCCGCGCAGCAGGAGCGGCGGGGCCUGGCGGGCGCGUUCCCGCUGGUGCUGAAGAAGCUGAUGGAGAACCCGCCGCGGGAGGCGCGCCUGGUGAUACACUCAAAAUGUUAAAAAAAUAUUCAUUUGCUUAAUCCAGUGGUGCAAUUUCAGCGAACUUCCUGAGAAAAGACCCUGCGCUUUUGUCUGGAAUGCCUAUUGAAAAAAACAUAAUUUUCUGCCUUACUCUAAGAAAUUAUAUCAGCUAGCUGCAAUGUCUGUCCAUUUAUAGUCUCUGCAAGCUACCUGUGGGUUUUCCAAUUGCUGUGGGUAAUCUGACUGCCCAGUCAAAGCAAGCAGCUUUCUAAUCCUCCUGAGCAACAGAGGAGAGGGGUCAGCCAGUUCCAGCAGAAUACCAUCCCCUUGAAUGCCCUGCCAUGUACCAGAUAAAGAGAAGGAGAAAAUAAAGCUUGAAGAAGAUGAGGCAGCAGCUGCCAGCACUAUGGCAGUUUCGGCUUCCCUCAUGCCACCCAUUUGGGACAAAACUAUUCCUUAUGAUGGCGAGUCUUUCCACCUGGAGUACAUGGAUCUGGAUGAGUUCCUGCUGGAGAAUGGAAUUCCAUCCAGCCCUACUCACCUGGAUUUGAACCAGAAUCCACUCUUACCUGUGGCUGAGCUGGAAGGGAAGGAAUCUGCUGGUGCUUCCACUGGUUCUCCUGCAUCAUCCUCUUCCACUGCAGUUUACCAGCAAUCUGAAGCAGCCUCCAGCACAGAGUCCCCACCACAAAAUGAGAGAAAUACACCCAGCCCCAUUGAUCCUGACUGCGUAGAAGUUGAGGUGAAUUUUAACCCAGACCCUGCUGAUUUAGUGCUGUCCAGUGUGCCUGGUGGUGAGCUCUUCAAUCCUCGCAAACACAAGUUUACUGAAGAGGACCUGAAACCACAACCUAUGAUUAAAAAGGCCAAGAAGGUUUUUGUCCCAGAUGAGCAAAAGGAUGAAAAAUACUGGACAAGGCGAAAGAAGAACAAUGUGGCAGCGAAGCGUUCCCGUGAUGCUCGGCGAUUAAAGGAGAAUCAGAUCACAAUUCGGGCAGCCUUUCUUGAGAAAGAAAAUACAGCCCUGAGGACGGAGGUGGCAGAGCUGCGCAAGGAAGUGGGACGAUGCAAGAACAUUGUUUCUAAAUACGAGACCAGAUACGGACCCUUUGACUUAUCUGAUUCCGAGUGAUGCAACUUUAAAGACUUUUAAAAACAAAGAAACUAAAAAGCACACAUGAAUCGCCAGUCUUCAGAGUGAGCAGUGAAAUCUAUGAGGUGUCCCAACACAAACAACUGAUGAUGACCCUGCCUGCCUCCUUGCCUGCAAGUACCCCAUCUGACUACCCAGGGCUGGGCAUGAUGAAAAGUGCAAAGUCUCCUUAAUUCUGUAUAUGGCUUUCUUAUCUGUCUUUCUCACUGUAACUAUGAACUACAAUAAGCUUACCUACUGGGGUUUUGUCAAGACACUCAAAGUUCAUGUCUCAAAGUCUGUUGACAGCCUGUGUGAAUAGUUUUGGCACUCGAGUGGAAGAAGAGGGAGUUUUAAAUGAAAAUGUCUGUAUAUAUAAAGAACUGCUAUAUUUUAAGACUCUUUUCCCUGCAGUAUAAUGAAUUUUAUUUAAUACUGCGGCUCACUUCUGGUGCAGUGUAGCGUAUUGUGGAGUACUGUGAGUGCAGAACUAAAGACACCAGGAAGACAGCAGCCUGUAAUGUGUGAGACUUCAGUGCAGAAGAUUACAACAAAUGUACUGAAAUAAUACAGAAAGCACCACAGUGUGCCAUACAGAGAGUAAUACACCUCUAUCAAAUGACCCACGUAACAGUAAACUACGUCCGUCGCUUUCCUGCUCCACAGCUACACUGCUGUAACCUGCCUUUUCCUUUAUUUCGUUUAUAAGGCUCACUUUCUUUUAUGGUAUCUUGCUGAAACAGGUUCUAUUCUUCUGCUAACGAUUUAGCAAUCAUGGAAAAGGUGCUAUUCUGAGUUGCUGAUCUCCAAGUCUUUUGGCAAUCUGAAACUACCAAAUGAGUAUUAGCUCCAGGAAAACAAUGGCUAUUAGCUGCCAUAUUACAAUUUUCUGUCUCUUGACUGCAGGACAACUGUGGUGGUGAAGGUGAAACAGGCAAUGAUAUCCCACAGUUACAAUGGGCAGCUUAAGUGUAAGGACCCUUGUGCUGGUGUGGGAGGGUACUGAAAGCUUGAAUGGAUUUUGGAGAUGUUUCUUGUGUUUAGAAGAUGCAGGAAGUAGGUGGAAGUUCCGUUGUAAGAGUUUCAUCAGCAUAACAAAGAUCUGCUUUUAUAUUAAGAAAGCUUGAGAGCUAAAUCUGUGUGGAAAGAACAAGAGUACUUACUUUCUAGGAAAGGAGUACAGGGCCAUGCUUGUAGCCAAAAUGGAGCUUGUAAGACAGGAGUGUGUUCAUGCCUGGAGAUUGAUGAAUAGCAUACAACUCAAGAAAAAUAAUCUUGAAAGCUUUCUGAAGCACAAGUGCCAAAAUUAUGAGGCAUGACUAGUUACCAGCAUAGCUCAGUGCUAUCAUAUUGAACAAUUAUUUUGACUUUGUGUUUAUUCAAGAAAUUCCACCUCUAAUUUCAGAGCAGAAACUGAAAGAGAAAAAUGUGAGAAGCAGCAGAUGAUAUUGUAAGAUUAAUUUAAAAAAAUAAAUUCAAAAGCCAAGAUAACUAGUGUUUGCCAGCAUAACCUUUGUACAGAGCUUAUAUAUUAAAUGUAGUUUUUGACCUAUCAUUUUUAAUGGAUGAUGUACUGAAGUCAAGAAAGUUUUUAACUUUUUGCUGGUUACCAAAGUAUACCUAUGACUGUAUUAUUAUAAUUUGGGAUUAUAAAGAUCUGAGAUAACCUUGGGAUAUUUUUAUCAAAUAGAUGAAUAUCUUAGUUCCAUGUUGCUGAAAUGGCAGCAUAUAUCUCUGCCUGUAAUCAGUAUUGCUGAUUUGGACUGAUAUUUUCGGUAUGUACUGAUUUUUGCUUUAUUUUGGUGAUAAAGGCCCAAACCAUGGAUAAAAAAAAAAAAAACAAAACCAGCAACAAAAUAAGCAACCAUGACAGCAUGUAAAUGUAGCAACUUUUUUUUCAUUUUCAUCAAAUUUAUAAUUUCUAAAUUUUCAGUUAGCUCUGGCUGUUCUUAAAUGUCAUGCUUCCUGUUUAAAUCAAAGCCAAAAGCUAAAUAAUUGGGCAAGGAGUUGCUUUAUUUGGAUCCUACUAUGCUUAGGAAUAUCUUUUAAAUACUUACAUAUUGUGUACAGGAUUUGGUUUUGCAGUAUGUCAUGACAACAGCAAAAUAUUCAGUCAGUGAGAUUAGCAUGUGCAAUUCUGUUGUUUUAUUUCUGUUAUCUUAAAAGCUUACACAAUGGAAACUAACAGUGAAUGUUCAUUAGAUCUUUUUUUCAGAGAAGACUGUUAGCAAACAUUUGUGCUUCCCUGUAGGACAAUGCAGAUUUGCACAAUCUGUGAUUUAUAUGUCUACGGGUUGCAAAACUGGAAAAUCGCACUUUAGGGUGAGUGCGGCUCAACUUUUGUAGCUGGAGAAUUUGUUGUUGUUAUUGUUGUUAAGAAGCAGUAUCUUUAAAGAUAGAUGAGAAGGUAGUAACUAUUUAAAGGAGUGCAGCUAUUGCCAGCA
Molecule: messenger RNA, 3662 nt
Organism: Poecile atricapillus (Black-capped chickadee)
Lineage: Eukaryota; Metazoa; Chordata; Aves; Passeriformes; Paridae
Product: transcription factor VBP
Exons: 6
Coding region: 418-1218 (266 amino acids)
Biological process (GO): regulation of transcription by RNA polymerase II
Cellular component (GO): nucleus
Molecular function (GO): RNA polymerase II cis-regulatory region sequence-specific DNA binding; DNA-binding transcription factor activity, RNA polymerase II-specific
Source: RefSeq, a predicted model, not a curated record